This is a messenger RNA of Funneliformis geosporum, 645 nucleotides long. The record is from the annotation of a GenBank genome assembly. Lineage: Eukaryota; Fungi; Glomeromycota; Glomeromycetes; Glomerales; Glomeraceae.
AUGAAUUUGAUAAGAAAAGAAUAUCGCAUCAAAGAAGAUAUGGUUAUUUCGAACCAAUUAUUCGAAACUAGAAUUAACGAAAUCGAUAAUGCGAUAGGAAGACGUGCAGUAGGAAAGGGAUCUUAUUUAUUUCUUUAUAUUUUUACUACGCUCUUAGUGCUAGCAAUAGGAGUACCAGUAACAAAAGGAAAAGCAGACAAAAAUGAAGACUAUUCGUACUUUCAGUGGGCGUACUUCUUUAUUAUUGUAAGCUGUGUAUAUCUUGUCGUGAAAAUGAAGGAAGUCGAAAAGGUGAUGGUACGAAUGAACAAUUUAGACAAUCCUAAAUAUAUCUUUUGGAAUCUAGAUUUCACUGACAAAUAUGUUAUGGAAGGGUAUAGGAAAAAGUAUUAUUAUGUAAUACUUGAGCUAAGCUCGCCAAUAAUAACUCAACAAGUGACAGCAGAAGUGACAGUAUUACCACCACCAACUUUGGCACCACCACAGCAAAUUGUCAUCAUAACAGGAAAUGCCGCAACAUCUCCGCUAAACGAUUAUGCUGCACAAACAACUCAAACAAUCUCAAUUGACGCUUCGCAAUUAAAUCAAAUAUUAGCUGUUGCUCAACAGCAACAACUUCCGCCUCUACCCCCACCAAAAUAUUAA